CACUCCAGAAACUUGUGUACAGAAAAAUCUGUGUUUUCACUCUCUCGAGGUCCUGCAAAACCCUAGAUCGGAUCAUGUCUGGAGGGUACGGUCAAGACGGCGGCGGCGGUUCUUUGCCACCGUCCUAUGGAGCUAGCGGCGGAUAUGGUGCUGCCGGUGGUUACGGAGCCGGAGCCGGAGCCGGUGGAGGCUAUGGAGGAGGAGACGGAGGUGGAGGUUACGGAGCUAAAGUCAGCAGUGGCGGUGGAUACGGCAGUAACGAUGGUGGAGGAUUUGGCGGAAGGAGCGGGUAUGGUGGAAACGAUGGAGGAGGAUAUGGAGGAAGGAGCGGCGGCGGCGGUCAUGGUGGUCGAGGAGGUGGAGGUUACGGUGGUCGAGCAGGUGGUGGUGGUGGUGGAUUUCAAGGUGGAGAUCGCGGUGGUCGAGGGGGUGGACGCGGGGGACGCGGUGGCGGUGGCAGUGGUAGAGACGGUGAUUGGCGUUGUCCUAACCAAAGUUGUGGGAACUUGAACUUUGCGAGAAGGGUUGAAUGUAACAAAUGCGGUGCUCCGGCUCCUACUGGUGGUAAUGAUCGUGGGGGCAGUGGUGGUGGUAGUGGUGGUUAUAACAGAGGGGGUAACAGUGGGGGAUAUGGCAAUAAUCGAGGGGGUAGAUCUGGGAACUAUGAUGGAGGUAGAGGUAAUGACUAUAAUAGUGGAAGGGGUAGUAAUAAUGAUGGUAGAGGUGGAGGGGGCAAUAGGGGUGGUUCAUUCAGUGGUAAUCAAGGCAGAGAAGAUGGUGGCUAUGGCCAAGUUACUCCUCCAACAGCCCAAUCUUAUGGUGGUGGUGGUGGUGCUAGUGGAAACUACCCACCCACUUACAAUUCUUAUGGUGGGAAUGCAAAUUAUGGGACAGAUGCAGUUCCUCCACCUACAAGCUAUACUGGUGGACCUACUUCAUAUCCACCAUCAUAUGGGGGUAACAUGGGUGGUUAUGGUGGAGAUAAUCUAGGUGAUGCACGAAGUGCUGGUAGGGGUGGGCCUCAAGCUGGAUAUGACAGUGGUUACGGUGCUGGUAAUCGUGGUGGGUUUGGUGGAGCUCCUGCUGAGUCCCCAGCUCCGGUGAAGCAGUGUGAUGAGAAUUGUGGGGAUACAUGUGACAACUCUAGAAUCUACAUCUCAAACUUACCACCAGAUGUGACUAUUGAAGAAUUGAGGGAACUUUUUGGAGGCAUUGGGCAAGUUGGAAGAAUAAAGCAGAAGAGGGGCUAUAAAGAUCAGUGGCCUUGGAACAUAAAAAUUUACACUGAUGAAAAUGGAAACAACAAGGGUGACGCUUGCCUUGCUUAUGAAGACCCCUCUGCAGCACAUUCUGCAGGCGGUUUUUACAAUAAUUAUGAUUUGAGGGGUUACAAAAUUAGUGUUGCAAUGGCAGAAAAAUCUGCUCCAAGGGCUCAGCCUGCAUAUAACCAUGGGGGCAGUAGGGGAGGCUAUGGUGGAGAUAGACGCAAAGAUAAUUAUAGAGAUGGAGGUGGUUCUGGGCCUGAUAGGCGUGAUAACUAUGGUGGCAAUCGUUCACGUCCAUACUGAGCGCUUCAACAUUGAACAGUUUUAUGUACUAUGAAUUGUGGUCUGGGGAUUUAUUAUUUCAGUUGGCUGGUUUCUUGAUCUGGAAGCAAAGAGGUAGGUUGUUCGCUUACUUUGAGCAAGACCUCUUCGCUCCUUUUUUGUUUCAUUUGUCACUGGCUGGUGGGUUUUGACUUUUUGUCAGGGAUUAAUUUAAUUAUGUGAAUGUUUUUAUAGAGGCAAGUGGAUAGUCUCCAAAUUGCUUGCAGCUAAGGUAGGUCAGUAUUUCAGGUGAGUGCUGCUUUCAUGAAAACGUGCUUUUAUACUUGCUUGGAAAUCAAACCAUGUGUCAUUAUGUGGAUAAAUGCUUGCAUCCAUCCCAUGUGGCAUCUGGUACAAGCAAGUGAAGGCAUUAAUAGAAUGUAUUCUGUCAGUCAUAGUUCUAUGGACCAAUAAAUCCCAACUAGUGUGUGUUUCAUGUUUUAUUUGAUUUUGCCAGGAAAGUAGUGAUUCUGGCUUCUAAUCACAUUUAUCUUAGCAUCUAUAUACUAUAAUCGUUCAAUUAUAAGUUAUACAAUCAUGGCCUGUUGGAAUGCGAGGCACUGUAACCUAAUGAAGUCUUGUAUUGCCAUUAUGUUUCUUGAUGACUGUUUUUAGAAGUUUUGAUUUGAACUGUUUGAAUUGGCCGCCAAGCAGCUCGAGGUAAAGCUAUGCGAAGCGAGCAAGCUAUUUUUACACAUUAUAAAGAAUGCAAUUCACUUUAUCAAUGUCCUUUUAUUGAGUCGGAACAUAAAGCCAUAGCAUAUAGAAACAAGAAUGCCACAAGUUAACUGUGUAAUAAAAGUUUACAUAUUUUAAUGACAAUCAAUAUAAAAUUCAACUAGUUAAAUUGCUUGUUUUAUGCAAAAACUAUGAUAUUUUAUUAAAAUAUUUAUUAGUUACCAUUUUGUGUCAUGGCUUUGAGUAGCAAAACUAAUACCUUUUUUGGAGCUCAGCUGAACAAUGAAUUACAUCACAAUAUUAUACCAUAUGUAUUUUUGGAGGUUAACAAGUUAAAAGUGUCAAAUAUAAAUAUUGUUGUUCAAGUGAUACGCAAUGGCUAGUCAGACUUCAUUUCACAAUAGAAAUAGAUCUAACCUGUACUAAUAAUCGUCUGGACGUGAGAAAUACUUUUGCAUUUACAUUAUUUGUUUUAUGUGAGGUGGAAGCUAUUCUAUUAUUUGAAAACCUCUAGCUUUAGGUCAUGUUUACUACCUCGAUUUAUUUGGUUUUUUUGACCUCUUAUCUUGAACUGCUGCAGUUUUUUGAAGAUUUUUUUUUUUUUUUAUAUUAUUAUUGUCUCUUUACAUCAUGGUGAUCCAUUCUUGGUAAUUAAGUAGUAGCUAAUAGUAAUGUCAGGGUUCUUUUUAAAUCUAUUAUUCGUUUUUGAUGUUUUAGAGUGUCACAUAGUAAACUUGUAGUUGGAGUUCGCACUUCGUUGUAGCUUUCCGCUGCCUGCUAUUCUCUACAAUGCAUAUUUAUUUUUUUGUUUCCUGAUGAUUGAGUACAGUUGCGCUGUAGUAUGAUUUUAUGUGUGACAUUAUUCUCGGGGAUUGUGCAUUUUGGUGUCACUUGCAAGCAGAAUUUCAUCCUUGGCUUCUUCCAGUUACAAACUUGACCUUUUACCCCUUGCUUCUAUAUUUAGCUUCUGUUCCACAGAAGAGUUCAUAGUUUUUACAACUCCGAUGUCCUUCAACACCCUAGUGUUUUGGUUCGUUGUAAAUAGGCUGUUUAGGCUUUCUUCGGCUGUGAUAGGUCUUUGCAGGUUGGUGCCUGGAAUUUGUUGGUUGUGCAAUGCUAAACCCAUGUCUAUCUUAUCGAUCUUCAAGUUGGUUUCAUAGGAUAAUACUAUAUAUUCAUUAGUUAUUUAAAUCGCCGAAUCUUUAACCUUCUAUUUGUAUUUCCUGUGUUUGCUAUUUUGUUGAAACUAUUUUCGUGAGGGUUGUAAUAUCCAUUUCAUCAUUUGA
Messenger RNA from Gastrolobium bilobum, 3550 nucleotides. RefSeq names its product transcription initiation factor TFIID subunit 15b-like. The transcript is spliced from 6 exons. The coding region runs from base 75 to 1568 and encodes 497 amino acids. The record is from RefSeq and is a predicted model, not a curated record. Gene Ontology annotation, molecular function: RNA binding. NCBI's taxonomy places the organism in Eukaryota, Viridiplantae, Streptophyta, Magnoliopsida, Fabales, Fabaceae.